Messenger RNA from Saccostrea cuccullata (small rock oyster), 801 nucleotides. RefSeq lists its product as uncharacterized. Lineage: Eukaryota; Metazoa; Mollusca; Bivalvia; Ostreida; Ostreidae. The transcript is spliced from 3 exons. The coding region runs from base 1 to 801 and encodes 266 amino acids. The record is from RefSeq and is a predicted model, not a curated record.
AUGGUAUCAUCCCCCUCACCUUCGCCCAGUACUGGUAUCAUUCCCUCACCCUUCCCAGUACUGGUAUCAUGCCCUUACCUUCCACAGUACUGGUAUCAUCCCCUCACUUCCCCUUGUACUGGUAUCAUCCUCUUACCUUCCCCUAGAUCUAGUAUCAUCCCCUCAUCUUCCCCCAGUACUGGUAACAUCCCCUCACCUUUCCCCAGCACUGGUAUCAUCCCCUCACCUUCCCACAAUACUGCACUGGUAUCAUCCCCUCACCUUCCAACAGUCCUGAUAUCAUCCCCUCACCUUCCCCCAGUACUGAUAUCAACCCCUCACCUUCCCUCAGUACUGAUAUCAACCCCUCACCUCCCUCAGUGCUGGUAUCCUCCCCUCACCUCCCCAGUACUGGUAUCAACCCCUCACCUCCCCCAGAACUGGUAUAAUCCCUCACCUUCCCCCGUAUUGGCAUCAUCCCCUUACUUUCCCCCAGUACUGGUAUCAUCCCCCAUCUUCCCCCAGUACUGGUAUCAUCCCUCACCUUCCUACAACCCAAUUACAAGUAUCACCCCACCACCACACACCACCAUUACUAGUAUCAUCCCGACCCUGCCUCCCCACACUCCAAACUGCUAUAAUCCCCUCAAUUCCCCCAGAACUGGUAUAAUCCCUCACCUUCCCCCGUACUGGCAUCAUCCCCUUACUUUCCCCCAGUACUGGUAUCAUCCCCCAUCUUCCCCCAGUACUGGUGUAUCAUCCCUCACCUUCCUACAACCCAAUUACAAGUAUCACCCCACCACCACACACCACCAUUACUAG